Molecule: messenger RNA, 522 nt
Organism: Notothenia coriiceps (black rockcod)
Lineage: Eukaryota; Metazoa; Chordata; Actinopteri; Perciformes; Nototheniidae
Product: achaete-scute homolog 4
Exons: 1
Coding region: 1-522 (173 amino acids)
Biological process (GO): regulation of transcription by RNA polymerase II; developmental process
Molecular function (GO): RNA polymerase II transcription regulatory region sequence-specific DNA binding; DNA-binding transcription factor activity, RNA polymerase II-specific; protein dimerization activity
Source: RefSeq, a predicted model, not a curated record
AUGGAGCAUACUCCAUUCAUCCCUCCACUGGCUCUCCACGGCUUCUCUAUGGAAAACAGUGGAGCACACUACAAGGAUGCACUACGACUGAGACUGCCCCUCCACAUGGACGCAUAUCUGGACCCAGUGCACGACCAGAGGUUACCCUACAGACGGCUAACUUAUUUCCCUUUCCACGUCCCCUUUGGUGUGUGUGAUUAUUCCUUUGAACCUGCUUUUAUCCGGAAAAGGAACGAAAGGGAGCGGCACCGAGUGCGCUGCGUAAACGAAGGUUACGCACGGCUCAGAGAGCAUCUGCCGCAGGAGUUUGAGGACAAGCGGCUCAGCAAAGUGGAGACCCUGCACGCUGCUAUUGACUAUAUCAAACACCUGCAGAGCCUGCUGGACUUAAACGUGUCCGGGAUGGAGAUGCCACUCGUUGGAGACGCGCGUAACCGUGCGUCGCUGCCGCAGAGGACAGAGUGCAACAGUGAUGGAGAAUCCAAAACUGGCCUCAACGACAGUGAGGAAAUUGUUUACUGA